Molecule: messenger RNA, 1767 nt
Organism: Achroia grisella
Lineage: Eukaryota; Metazoa; Arthropoda; Insecta; Lepidoptera; Pyralidae
Product: hemolin-like
Exons: 7
Coding region: 1-1266 (421 amino acids)
Biological process (GO): dendrite self-avoidance; axon guidance; homophilic cell-cell adhesion
Cellular component (GO): plasma membrane; axon
Molecular function (GO): cell-cell adhesion mediator activity
Source: RefSeq, a predicted model, not a curated record
AUGAGAAGAUUCGGGAUUUAUCUCACCUUGAGUGUCUUAUGCGCUUUAUGCGCUGCCCAGUCCGGCAAGCCGGUGCUACUCCGGGAUACACCGGCUGAGGUCCUCUUCACCUACAAAAAAACCCUGGACACACAAGCUCCUUUCGUCGUCGAAUGUUUGACUGAAAAUAAGAAUGAACCAAAGAUAAACUACAAAUGGACGAAAAACGGUCAACCUUUGGACCUAAAAGCCAAUCCAAACAUUGUCCAACGCCAGAACGAAGGAUCUUUGGUUUUCAUAAGCCCUCACCAGGAGGACCAGGGCAUCUACCAGUGCUUCGCGGAAACUCCCCAAGGAGUCGCCAGUACUCGGCAGAUAUUGGUCAGACCGACGUACUUGGUUGUGGAGAAUAAAGUGGAACCAGUGCACCAUAAGCCUGUUGAAGGUCGUCCAUUCAAAUUGGAAUGUCCAGCACCUAAAGCAUACCCAAAACCCAAUAUAACGUGGAAGAGUCAGCUCCCGUCGGACCCAAGUCUCUCUGAUGAUGUGAGAGACAAACGGAUCACUAUUGGCCCUGACAAUGCUUUGUACAUUGCUAACGUCACCAAGGAGGAGGUAAGCGAUAGGUUCAUGUACGUCUGUCUGGCCAAGUCUCCAGCCGUUCACGACGAGGUGCCUCUCGCGAAGCAUUUCAUCGACUCGCUGACAGAAGAUAAGCAGAAGAAGCAUCAUGAGGUUGUGGAACAGUACCUUACCAAGGAGGUGACGGGGAAAGUCGGAGAGCAAAUCAUUCUGUACUGCAUUUAUGGAGGAAAUCCCCUUGCCCACCCCGAGUGGUUCAAAGACGGUAAGGAGAUCGACAACCCGCCUGGCUCCCGCGUAACCAGGUACAACCGGAGCGCCGGUAAGAAGCUGCUCAUCCGUGAAGUACUGCCUGAAGACGAGGGCCAGUACACCUGCGUCGCCAACAACGAAGUUGGCAAGAUACAGAAUCAUACCAUGAGACUAACUGUCAUCAGUGCUCCAAUCUUCAAGAAGAAACCAGAACAGAUAAAGAACGUUCGAGAAGGUCAAGAUGUGAGCAUUCCCUGUGAACUCACUGCUAUUCCUGCAGCACCCACAUCCUGGACUUACAACGCUGCCCCUAUCGGCAAAGACAGAAUAACAAUCACCAAAACAGGGCUGACCAUAAACAAAGUUAAAAAGUCCGACUCUGGAUACUAUGGUUGUGGCGCCAAAAAUGACCAUGGACAAAAUUAUGCUGAAACACUUUUAGUGGUUGCUUAAAAAGUUAAAAAUUAUAACCCGUUCAUUUUAACUUGACGCAUAUACUCUCUUCCUAUGGUUUUUUUUCGGACUACUCUAAUGCUGUUGGCCACAGCUGGCCUUUAUAGCAUCACCAGACGACGUGCAGAUGGCACUUCAAACCCGCUGAAGGAUUAUGAAGCGACUGAAUUCCAACACCGCUAGGGGUUCGGCCAUCGGCUCAGGCCGUCGUAAUUUCGGCCAUAUAAUUAACUAUUUGCAAUAGACAUACUUCUCUUUCGAUGUAUUUUGGACAAUAUACAUAGUUUUUAACAAAUAAAAGUAUAAGUGUAACGCAUGUUAAAAUGAACGGUUUAUACUAGAUGACGGGUUUAUAUUUCCGCCAUUGUGUCUAACAAUACAAGCCAGUUUGUCUUGGCACAUUGUAUUUAAUACUUAAUUAUUUACAACAACAGAAUUCUCAUUUCUUUGCUAAAAGCAAAUAUCGAAUAAAACUAUUUUAUCACCACAAGACCUGUGCUC